This is a messenger RNA of Suillus bovinus, 1869 nucleotides long. RefSeq lists its product as uncharacterized. The record is from RefSeq and is a predicted model, not a curated record. The transcript is spliced from 7 exons. Bases 1 to 1869 code for a protein of 622 amino acids. Gene Ontology annotation, molecular function: DNA binding. Gene Ontology annotation, biological process: DNA recombination; DNA integration. Lineage: Eukaryota; Fungi; Basidiomycota; Agaricomycetes; Boletales; Suillaceae.
AUGUCAUUGAAAGGGUUCCAUCAGAACCUCAGCAAAACAACUGUGGAGAGCAUUCGAUCAGUGUUUAAGAAAAUGUGGGAGCUGUUCGAUGGUGACAGAUAUCGUGGAAAGUGGCACCUCAAUGAGGCAAGACAAUGUUGGGAAGGCAACCCUGCUGAUUCAGCAGAGGUUUUUGACAUGUUGUCAUCUGUCAAGCACAAGGCCAGCGCCGAAGGUGGAGAUCGGACUCAUUCGAUGGCCAUGACAAAGGAUUACAUGGAGCGCACACUCUGGUGGCAUUACACAGUGUGUCCACUGGAUAUAGCACUGGGGAUCAUUCAGAAGGUGAUGAGCGGUGCUCACCCUUUGGAUGUGAAUCUGGACUUGGAAACAAGGAAAGUACUCACUCGUCAUCUUGAACAAAUUACAUUCGAAGCUGGUGUAUGGACGUUAUGGACACGAUGUUUUGAGCUCAUCAAAUUACAGCGAAAGGAUAUCUCACUGGAUACUACCAUGCUGGAUGGUGUCCUCAAAGCAUACCUUGCAAACAAUACAUCAACGCUGCAGAGCAGCUCUCAGUUAUACUUCGAGAUUUUCCUCUCAAACCGGAAAGGAUGGCAGAAGAAGGUUGACAAAGGUCAGUGGGAAGCAGACUUGAGAUCAAACCACUACAAAAUAUAUCCACAUCCCAGCAUUCCAGCCUGUGAUUGCUUUGUUUGGAUGUUAGUCUGGAUUAAAUGGCUCAAGCUCUUUCAUUAUGGAUGCACACUUCAGCCCAACGACUUUAUCUUUCCCGCAAUGGGCGCCAAUGGUGUUGUUCAGCCCAGCCAGCCAAUCUCGCAUGAUACAGUGCAAAAGUGGAUAAAUGAGUCGACAGCAGGCGCCGGCAUUCUUGGUAAUUUUUCAACUCAUUGCUUUUGUCGUGGGGGCGCACAAUACUGGUUCAUGUUUGCUCCAGUGGGCCAGCGGUGGACGCUUGCGAAAGUUUGCUGGUGGGGUGGAUGGGCAGAGGGUGAGCAUCGUGAUACACUUGUUCGCUAUCUACUCAAUGAAUUGCAUGCCUAUGAAACUGACUAUAGCGAUGCCCUUGCACCCAUCUCCCAUGGUGUAAAUGACUCACUUGCUGGGGAAAACGUCCUUGUGAGUCUGGCGUCGACAGAAGAGUUGUGCUUGGUCCAUGCAUCUGUCACAGCAGACGUCGACCACCUGCGCAAUGACAUUGGAUCCAUCAACAACUCACUCCACUCACUAAUGAAUGUGGUGGUGCAGGCUGCCUGCACCACAGCAACUGCUUUUCAACAUCUUGACUCCUCUCAGCGCUUUGCUGUCAUUCCCGGCUCCGAGUCACGCACCUCCCACACACCAUCUUUAAGUCCAAGUCCAACAUACUAUGUUCCACCUCAGAGUCUUCAAGUUGGAGGACUUGGAGGACAUCCUGUAGCUGCAACACACUCACCUUCAUCUAGUUCCACUGGCAUCACUGGUGCCAGCAAGAACCAUGGUGCCAUUGCAUCCAAACAACUUGGACUUGGACAUCCGGGAUCUACUAGUACUCUCCCAUCCACCCGCACUACUUCACAGCAUCUCCCCACCCAUGGCCUUGUGAUCCCACGGGUGCCAUUUGCGCAUGCAAAUGGCACAACCAGCCCAAAGAACAGGUCCUGGAAGGACAUUGUUGAACACUGGCUCGUUGGCGAUCCCAACAGGGGACUGAAGACUGCCACUGAAGGACUGGCCAAAGGAGUGGUACCAGGGCGUCAAUCGACAGUUCGCAUCAAAAUACCAUCAAAGGUCGACCAUAGCGCUGGAAUUCAUCAACGACUCCAGCUGCUCAAGGCUAUCGACAAGGCACACACUGCACGAGGGGAGCACAUUUUGCGCAGAAAGUAA